This is a messenger RNA of Didymodactylos carnosus, 1665 nucleotides long. The record is from the annotation of a GenBank genome assembly. Lineage: Eukaryota; Metazoa; Rotifera; Eurotatoria; Philodinida; Philodinidae.
AUGAGCAUCAAUUGCUCACAAGAAACAUACAAAAUCGAUAUUAGUACAAUUAGCAUUAAAUAUAUUGCUGGUGGAUGGCUAACAUUGAUAUUUUGUUUGUUUGGUAUAAUCACCAACAUAUUUACUGUUGUGGUUUUAUGUCAUCCUCGAAUGAGAAAUUCAUCGACACAUGUUUAUUUGUUAGCAUUAUCUGCUUGUAAUAUUUUUUUGUUAGCUGGUCUAAUGAUUAAUUAUUCAUUGAAAUCAAUAGCAACAUAUCCUCAACUGUUACAAUAUUUAAACAAACCCGAUGGAUACAAUAAACGUCAAAUAUUAGCCAAUGCUUACGAACAAUUUUAUGCACAUGUCGCACCAUUCACUACUCCACUAUUAUCUAUGCUCUUGUUAUGUAGUACAUAUUUAACAGUUCUUGUUAGUGUAGAUCGAUAUUUAUUACUUUGUUGGCCUGUUUUUGCUGAAAAAUUUCGUACAUGUAAAAUAGCUAUUCGUUGUGUUUUAAUAAUUGCUUUAAUAAUUAAUUUAUAUUGUUUACCACACUGGUUUGAAUAUAAAACAGCUUAUAGAAAUAGUACAUAUAUAUUAGGACCAACAAUAUUAAAAAAUGAAACAUUAUCUGUUACCGGUAGUGGUGGAUUAGAAGAUGAUUCAGACACAUAUUUAGUUGAAUUAGGAUAUACAAAAUUAGGUUUAAAUCCAAUUUAUUUAUCAAUCUAUCGUUUUUAUUUAAAUAUUCCGGUGACAUUUUUAAUUCCAUUUUCGUUAUUAUUAUUAUGCAAUUGUUCAAUGAUACAUAAACUAGUAUUAAUUAAAAGAAAAAAACGUAAAUUAGGACAGAGAAUGAAGGCAGAUAUUCGAAUAACUGUUAUGUUAAUCGUUAUUGUUCUUGUUUUUCUUAGUUGUCGUUCACUUAAUUUAGCAGUUAAUUUAAUGACAAAAAUGCAACCAUGUUUAAAUCGAAAUUCAUUACAACGUUAUAAUACAUGGGCUAAUUUAUUGGUUGCUUUUAAUGGUUUUUGUAAUUUUUUUCUAUUUGCCGUAUUUGGACAACGUUUUCGUGAAAUGGUUUUAUAUAUAUUUUUUCGUCAACAAUAUCCAUUUAAUAUUGGUGGUGAUCAUACAAGUAAUCGUGCUGGAUAUACGGCUACACCCGAUCCAAUUCGUCGUCAAUCACGACGAUAUUCGGCAAAUGAAUCGGAUCUAUUACAAACAAUGUCACAUCGACGUCCAUCAGCCACAAUGGCCACAUUAAAUUCAGAUAUGAAACGACAAUCAACAUCACAAUUAAAUACUUUAAAACCAUCACGAGAAUGGAAAUCAAAAUUUCUUAAUACACCAACAUUAUUUUCAUUUAAAAGAAGAAAAAAAUUAAUAUCAUUAUCAUCUAAUAAAAGAACAGAUUUACCAUUUCUUAAUCAACAUCAAAUAAAUAUUGAAAAUAUUAAUGAUGAAGAUGAUGAUAAUAAUAAUGAUAAUAUUAACAAUAAUGGUACACAUUUAGCAUUACCUAUUGUGAUAAAUAAUUCGCACAGUCUAAUCCCAAGUCCAAGUUGUUUAAAAAAACUAUCAACAGACAUUACAAGUAAUAAUAAUCAUAAUAAUAUACAUUUAUCACCAACGACAAAUCAUCGAACCAUCAUGUUUAAUGAUCAUAUUGAAUUUAUGUAA